AUGGCGAACUCCACAAUCAUCUCCAAUGCUGCCAACCUACAGAAGUACCUUGACCUCCCCCAAAAGGGCAAUGUCAUGGCCGAGUAUGUCUGGAUAGACGGCUCCAACGGCAUUCGCUCCAAGUCCAAGACCCUGAAGAAGAAGGUCGAGAGCCUUGACGACCUCCCAGAAUGGAACUUUGACGGUUCCUCAACUGGUCAGGCGCCCGGCGAGAACUCCGAUGUCUACCUCCGCCCGGUUGCCUACUUCCCCGACCCCUUCCGUCGGGGAGACAACGUCCUUGUCAUGUGCGAGACCUACAUGUCCGAUGGCACCCCCAACGCAUACAACUUCCGCCACGAUGCUGCCAUAAUCUUUGAGAAGCACAAGGAGGCCGACUUCUGGUUCGGUCUCGAGCAGGAGUACACCCUUCUCGACGAGUUUGGCUGGCCAUAUGGCUGGCCCAAGAACGGUUUCCCCGCCCCCCAGGGUCCUUACUACUGUGGUGUCGGUACUGGCAAGGUCUUUUGCCGUGACAUCGUCGAGGCCCACUACAAGGCCUGCAUGUACGCCGAGAUCAACAUCUCCGGCACCAAUGCCGAGGUUAUGCCCGCCCAAUGGGAGUACCAAGUUGGCCCCUGCCCCGGCAUUGCCCUCGGUGACCAGCUCUGGAUGUCGCGCUUCCUUCUCCACCGCGUUGCUGAGGAGUUUGGUGUCAAGGUUACCUUUGCGCCCAAGCCCAUCCCUGGUGACUGGAACGGUGCCGGUCUCCACACCAACGUUUCUACCGUUGACACCCGUGGUGAGAACGGCAUGAAGGCCAUUGAGGCCGCCAUGGAGAAGCUCUCCACUCGCCAAGCCGAGCACAUGGCCGUCUACGGUCAGGACAACCAGCUCCGCAUGACUGGCAAGCACGAGACUGCCUCAUACGACAAGUUCACCUGGGGUGUUGCCAACCGUGGCUCCUCUGUCCGUAUUCCCCGUGCCGUCGCCGCCGAGGGCAAGGGAUACUUUGAGGACCGUCGCCCCGCCUCCAACGGUGACCCAUACCAGAUCACCGGCAUAAUCGCCGAGACCAUGUACGGCAAGGUCGAGGGUGCCGACAUUGCCAGGUUCGCCAAGAAGGCCGAAUCUGUCGAGACCGAGAUGGUCAUCGAGGUCAACAAGCCAUAA
Messenger RNA from Bipolaris zeicola 26-R-13, 1152 nucleotides. RefSeq lists its product as uncharacterized. Gene Ontology annotation, molecular function: glutamine synthetase activity. The record is from RefSeq and is a predicted model, not a curated record. Gene Ontology annotation, cellular component: cytoplasm. Bases 1 to 1152 code for a protein of 383 amino acids. The transcript is spliced from 4 exons. NCBI's taxonomy places the organism in Eukaryota, Fungi, Ascomycota, Dothideomycetes, Pleosporales, Pleosporaceae.